AUGGUGAGAUCUCUCGGCGUCGUCGAGUAUGAAAGUGAGGUGGAACGCUUUCUAGAGGACCUACCUCCUUCCAGCAGAUACACUUAUAAAAGGAAAGCGCAACUCGACGAAAUCCUACAAACCGAAUAUCACCGCCUUGAAAGCUGUCGCGCUGAUGCCGAAACUUCCGAAUACUUUGUCUAUGUUGAUAUUAGUCCCUUCUCUUUCAAUCAAACAUUUUUGCUACCCGAUCCCAUCGCAGGUCUUCGCUUGUUUUACAACCCAGAACUCCAUAUCCUCAUCACCAGAAUGUCGACACUUGAACAGGUGCAGACUACCAGCGCAUUAUAUACUGCAGUCGCAGAAACUUUUCGACACAUGGGGCUGAAUCAUGCAACUCAAUGGUUUGGAGGAGUAAACGUUGACGUCGGCAACGGAAAGACGAAACAGCCCGAUGGAGGCUGGAGCCCAAUCCGCCCUCCUCCUGGUGGUGCCAGACGACCUGGAGUAGUCGUGGAGAUUGGACUUUCGGAGCCUGAAACAAAACUGCCUAAUGAUGCAAGAAUGUGGGUGGAUCCUGGCAAAGGUGAAGCUAAUAUGGCUAUCACUGUGAAAAUCAACCGACGCAAGCCCGAGCUGAAACUCCAUACAUGGGAGUGGAAUUUAAAUCUCCAAGGUUCUCAUGUCACACAGUCAACUGUUAUCACAAAGACUGGCGAUAAAGUCACCGUCUCCCAAACUCCACUUACAAUACCAUUCCACUAUAUCUUCCAACGCUCCCCUGAACACCUCAGAGAGACCGAUGUUCAACUAGAAAAGCAGCAACUCAUCGAUUGGGCAACUUCGGUAUGGGACGUUCAAGGGAUAUAA
This is a messenger RNA of Penicillium concentricum, 849 nucleotides long. RefSeq lists its product as uncharacterized. The record is from RefSeq and is a predicted model, not a curated record. Bases 1 to 849 code for a protein of 282 amino acids. Lineage: Eukaryota; Fungi; Ascomycota; Eurotiomycetes; Eurotiales; Aspergillaceae. The transcript has a single exon.